Messenger RNA from Zymoseptoria tritici IPO323, 1354 nucleotides. RefSeq lists its product as uncharacterized. The coding region runs from base 290 to 1354 and encodes 354 amino acids. The transcript is spliced from 2 exons. The record is from RefSeq and is a predicted model, not a curated record. Lineage: Eukaryota; Fungi; Ascomycota; Dothideomycetes; Mycosphaerellales; Mycosphaerellaceae. Gene Ontology annotation, cellular component: Golgi apparatus.
CAAUCACAUACAUUUGUACCACCACCCAGUCGCUCGUUUUUCGGCCGCUUGACUGCGGCCAAGCACUACCGCAACCACGUCGAAAUCAAAGCAUUACGCCCGCAACUCGUUGCUCGGUGGGGACACGGUCUAUCAACCACUCUCCGGCAACUCGUCCUUUUCCUCUCAGCGACCGCCCAUCUACAAUCCCCCCGUCAACGCCGCAGCGUACGAAGCAGGCGGCUACCAUGAUCGUGAGGGCCUCGCGACAACACACUUGACAUCCAACGGACGCUCACGAAGGGGGAGGAUGUAUCUGCCCAGCACAAAAUGGACGUGGGCGUUCAUGCUCACGGUAGCCAUACAGGCCCUGGCAUGUAUCGCAGUACAAGCAUACGUGUUUGGAGAGUUCUUGAGUAGUCUGGAAGGCAGUCCAGCUGAGAAGAAUGGAGGAAGGACUUCGACCGCGACCACAAUUCCCACAUACCUCGCGCUGUUUAUCUUCGGAUUCAUGUACCAGCUGGUGUUGGCAUGGGAUGCGCUGCGGCUGAAGAACACGAUUCAGGUCAUCGGACUGUGCAUCUACAACCUGGGCAUGCUCAUCUAUUCUUCCCUCCAGACCAGUCAAGUCUACGACGCGAUCCGGCAGCUUGUCUCGGAAGGAAGAAUCGAGUCGGAUGAAGAGGAGAAUACAUACACCCAACUGCGACCAUUCCUGAUCGCAGCACCAUGCAUCAUUGCGUUGGGUACGGUGGUACUCUCGUUCAUCGCAUGGAAGCUAUAUCACGAAUUUGCCUGGACGAUAUACAAGCACAUCUCCGCCGAUCUGCGAUUGAAGAGGCGCUAUUUGACAUAUCAGAUCUACAUCGCCCUCCUCAAAUUCGACUUCUUCUUCUUCCUCGGCUUCACCGUCCAAUUCGUCGUCGUUGUCGUCUCCGCCCGCGACGCCGAAUUCUAUUUGACCAUCGCCGCCAUCCCCGUCACCAUCAUCCUGCUCUUCCUCGCGGCCUACAUUACCCGGAAGGAAUCCUACUACGGCCAAUUCUUCAUCAUCGUCAUCUACUUCACCGCCAUGGCCUACUUCGUCUUCAAGCUGGUCCGGAUGUACACGCCUCCGAGAGAAAAGGACUACCUCGCGGCGCGGAGCUCGCUGACGACAUUCGCGGUGUUGACCCUGCUGCUGGUCAUUGUCACGAUCGCGGCGGCGAUCAUGGUCAUGAUCAAUUUCAACAAGGGAUUGAAACCGCACAUUCAGAAGAGGAAAUUGCCGAAUGCGAAUGAAUUGCCGGAGGUCAAUGGCAAGUGGCAGACCAGCGACUUCAAUGGUCCGCCGCAUCCGCUUGGACAGGUGCCGCAGCGCAUGACGAUUGAUUGA